Drosophila suzukii is the source of this 1506-nucleotide messenger RNA. The record is from RefSeq and is a predicted model, not a curated record. Lineage: Eukaryota; Metazoa; Arthropoda; Insecta; Diptera; Drosophilidae.
AUUGUAUCCCCAAUGGACUUCAUGCUUGUUUUUCUAACCUCCCUGCUGAGUUUUCUGCUGGGCUAUCUGCGGUACCGCUUUAACUACUGGGAACUGAGGGGAGUUCCGCAGCUGAGGACGCACUUUCUCUAUGGGAACUUCUUCAAGAUCCAGUCGGUGCACCUCAGCGAGCUCCUCCAAGAGACCUACGAUGCCUUUAAGGGGACCGCUCAAAUGGCAGGGACCUACGUCUACUGGCGACCCAUUGCCGUGAUUCUGGACCUGGAUCUGGUCAAGUUGGUGAUCAUUAAGGACUUCGGACGAUUUGUGGACCGACGAAGCUUCCACGGCGAUGUGCUGACCGCCAAUCUUUUCAAUCUUCAGGGCGAGGAGUGGCGUGCUCUGCGGAACAAGCUAUCGCCCACAUUUACGAGUGGAAAGAUGAAGUACAUGUUUGGAACUAUCACCAAGGUGGCCCAAGAGCUGGGGGAGACCUUUGAGGAACUAGUUGGAUCUCAGGGGACCAUUCUGGAGCUCCACGAUCUGAUGGCCCGCUACACAACAGAUGUUAUUGGAAGGUGUGCCUUUGGAACCGAGUGCAACAGCCUAAAAAAUCCGAAAGCAGAGUUCCGGGAGGUAGGACGACGGCUAUUCCAAAACAACAAAAGGAGCAUCCGUUGGCGGGUCUUCAAAAUGACAUACCUUAGCUCGCUGGCCAAGCUUGGUCUUCCGGUUCGAGUCGUUCAUCCGGAUAUCACCAAAUUUUUUAUCCGUAUAGUUCGCGAAACAGUGGAUUCAAGGGAGCGCGAGCAGAUCCGUCGGAAUGAUUUUAUGGACCUCCUGCUCGAUCUUAAGAGGCAGGAAAAUGGAAUAGGACUAACCGUAGAACAGCUGGCCGCGCAGGCCUUUGUGUUCUUUGUGGCCGGAUUUGAAACCAGCUCUAGUAACAUGAGCUACGCCCUUUUCGAAUUGGCCAAAAACCAGGAUGUGCAGGAGAAGCUGCGGCUGGAGAUCAGCGAGGUGAUAGCUAAACACGGGGAACUAACCUACGAGGCCAUGCUGGACAUGCCCUACUUGGACCAGACAAUCACAGAAACCCUCCGCAAGUAUCCGGCCUUGGGCUCACUCACCCGCCUGGCCACCGAGGACUACGAGAUUCCCAACAGCGACGGUGGCGAUGGAGAACCUAUCAUCCUGGAGAAAGGCACCAUUGUCCACAUUCCGGUGCUGGCCAUCCACUACGAUCCCGAGAUCUACCCGGAACCCCAUGAGUUUCGACCAGAGAGGUUUGCGCCGGCUGCCUGCCAGGAGCGACAUCCCACUGCCUUUCUGGGCUUUGGCGAUGGACCGAGGAACUGCAUCGGUAUGCGAUUCGGGCGGAUGCAAGUGAAGGUGGGCCUGAUCGCCUUGCUCAGUCGUUUCCGCUUCAGCUUGCCCCUUGGAUCCCCUCAGCAACUGAAAGUCACCAAGAAGAACUUGAUAUUGCUGCCCGGCGAGGGUGUUCGGUUGCAAGUCGAUCGUUUGUAG